This is a messenger RNA of Salvia miltiorrhiza (redroot sage), 705 nucleotides long. RefSeq lists its product as uncharacterized. NCBI's taxonomy places the organism in Eukaryota, Viridiplantae, Streptophyta, Magnoliopsida, Lamiales, Lamiaceae. Bases 1 to 705 code for a protein of 234 amino acids. The record is from RefSeq and is a predicted model, not a curated record. The transcript has a single exon.
AUGUCUUUACUUGUUGAACAUUCAUUGAGUCCAUCUAAGAUUCGAGGGCAAGGGUAUGAUGGGGCUAGUAACAUGAAGGGUGAGAAAAAUGGUCUCAAGACCUUAAUUAUGCAAGACACCCCAAGUGCCUACUAUGUUCAUUGUUUUGCUCAUCAACUUCAACUAACUCUUGUAGCCGCUGCUAAAAAGAACAAUGAUUGUGUUUGGCUCUUUGAUACGCUUGCAACGUUGUUGAAUGUGAUUGGAGUUUCUUGUAAAAGAAGAGAAAUGCUUCGAGAAUUUCAAGCACAAAAAAUUGCUGAAGCUUUGGAAGUUGGUGAACUUGAUACGGGAUUCGGGUUAAAUCAAGAACUUGGUUUGAAGAGGCCGGGAGAAACUCGUUGGGGCUCUCAUUACAAAACUCUUGUGAAUGUCAUGAACUUGUUUUCUACAAUUGUUAAAUUUCUUGUGAUGAUUGGGGAGAAUGGCUCUAAUUCGAAUGAUAAGGUGAAAGCUCAAGGCAUUUUGUACCCACUAGAAUCAUUUGAUUUUAUUUUCAUGGCACAACUAAUGUCUACUAUACUUGGGUACACUAAUGACUUGUGUCUUGCUCUGCAAAGAAAGGAUCAAGAUAUUGUUGGUGCUAUGAGACUUGUCACUUUGACAAAAGUUGUAUUACAGAAAAUGAGGGAGAAUGGAUGGGAGGCUCUUUUAGAUAAAGUGUAA